This is a messenger RNA of Triticum aestivum (bread wheat), 1404 nucleotides long. Its product is annotated as polyubiquitin-like. NCBI's taxonomy places the organism in Eukaryota, Viridiplantae, Streptophyta, Magnoliopsida, Poales, Poaceae. Bases 163 to 1266 code for a protein of 367 amino acids. Gene Ontology annotation, molecular function: protein binding. The transcript has 2 exons. The record is from RefSeq and is a predicted model, not a curated record.
GGCCGUCAGUCUCAGCGUCCGGCGAAAUUUAGGCGACGGCCAGACAGGGACACGCCGACGACCUAGCUCACAAGCACACAGCUGGCGGCAGCUACUUAUUGGCGGCCAUUGCCUUUGUUGCGCCAGCAGACCUCGCCGUUGCCUCUCCCCAAUCACCUUCCAAUGGAUCUUCGUCAGGCCGUGGCACAUCCCCGUCGGCGGCGGCAAAAGAUGAAGAUCUCUGUGAAGACCCUCACUGGAAAAACAAUUGUCAUCGAGGUGGCGUCCUCUGACACGAGUGACAACAUCAAGGACAAAAUUCAGGAGAAGGAGGGCAUUCCCCCAGACCAGCAACGACUUAUCUUUAAUGGAAGACACCUUGAUGCUGAGUGGACAGUUUCAGAUUACAAUAUUCAGGAGCAGUCCACCCUGCACCUUGUCCUGCGCCUUGGUGGUCCUUGUACCGUUUGUUGUUAUAGAUAUAUUAAUGUGCAGAUGCUCGCUGGCAAGACCGUCAGCAUCGAGGUAGAUCCAACGGACACGGUUGACACUAUCAGGGAAAAGAUUUGUGCUCCCCAGAGGCUCUUCUUUGCUGGCAAGCAGCUUGAGGAUGGACGGACAAUUGCAGACUACGAAUUUGGGAACAAUAUCAGUCUGCACCUCGACUUUGGCAUGCAGAUUUUCGUGAAGACUGCCAUUGGUAAGACCACCACUCUCCUGGUAGAGCCGUCUGACACGAUCGACAGCAUUAAGGAGAAGAUUCAGGGCAAGCAAAGGAUCAUCUUCGAUGGGAAACAGCUAGAUGGUCAGGGCACCCUUACUGAUUACAACAUUAAGAGAGGCUCCACCCUAUACCUUCGUCCCAGCAAGAAUGGUGACAUGCAGAUUCUUGUGAAGACACAAACCAGCGAAACCAUCAGGCUCAUGUUUAAACUUUCUGACACUAUUGGUGAUGUGAAGGCAAAGAUUCAGGAGAAGCAAAGGAUCAUGUUUGAGGGCAGGAAGCUAGAUGAUGGGCGGUCUACCCUUGCCGAUUAUGAUAUCCAGGAAGAGUCCAUCUUGCACCUUGACUUUGGCAUGGAGAUAUUUGUGAAGACACCCACGGGCAAGACCAUCACUCUUAACGUGGAUCCAUCUGACACAGUUGACAGCGUUAAGGAAAAGAUUCAUGGAAAUCAGAUUCUCCUCUUUGGUGGCAAGGAGCUUGAAAGUGGACAGACACUUGAGGAUUAUGAUAUCCAGGGAGGGUCAACAUUGCAUGUUGAGGAUUGUCUUACUGAAGGAUGAGUCCAUUGGUACCACUAGCAAUGUGAAGGCUACGAUCCUGAUAAAGACAUAAGGUGGCUAUUCCCUCAUAGUUCGUGUUGCACCUGUCCUUGUUUUGUCUGGGAAUAUACCCAGAACUAAUGUGUCAUCCUGGGCCAA